Messenger RNA from Frankliniella occidentalis (western flower thrips), 758 nucleotides. RefSeq lists its product as uncharacterized. Gene Ontology annotation, molecular function: odorant binding. The transcript has 7 exons. Bases 137 to 607 code for a protein of 156 amino acids. The record is from RefSeq and is a predicted model, not a curated record. NCBI's taxonomy places the organism in Eukaryota, Metazoa, Arthropoda, Insecta, Thysanoptera, Thripidae.
UAAGCGCUGCCCGGCGACCGGUGCCACCGAUUGUCGAGUUACCCGUCAGACUGAGUCGUUGUCCGGCCGCGUCGCGCCGUGCACGUCGAGAACCCUUUUCUGUGAUACUCACCUCUUCCCUCGUGCUACCAGCGCCAUGCAGGGAUACACCGUCCUGGCGGCCGCGGCCCUCAUCGCCAUGGCCUCGUUGGCCCAGGCGGACAAGAAAAAGGAGCUGAUGCCUCGAUACCUCAAAUACACUCUUGAGUGCGCCAAGGAGCUCAACGCCGAAGUGGGUGUUUGCAAAGAAAUGAUGAAAGAGGGCAACGACAACUCAGCUGAUAAGUACCAGCCCUGCAAGUGCGUGAUCGCCUGCGUCGCGAAGAAGGCCAAAGUUAUGACCGACGCCGGCGAGGCGAACGUGGAAGCCUUCACCGCGGCCGUCGAUGAGUUCGAAAUCAAGGAGUGGUCCGACGAGUGGCAGCGGGUCAAGCCGCUGUGCGAGCCCGAGGUCAAGGGCAAGAAGGACUGCGUCCUCGGCUACGACUUCUUCACUUGCGGCUACGACAAGUCCGAGAUCUUCCGCGACGUCAUAAAGAAGUUCAUGGGCGCGAUGGACAAGAGCUAAGCGACACGAGACUGCACACACCGAGCUGAGAAGGGGCGACGAUUGCGGGACGACGAGAACGACGGGGGCCAUAACCAAAACCUAACAAUUGACUUGUAAUUUAUUCCUUACACUACUGUAAUAAUAAUAAUAAGACCGUUAGCUUCUUGAA